AUAAGACCAGCUGACAUAUCCCAGUGAUAACACGCCCUUGUACGCCAAAUCAUAUAAUUCACAUUGCCAAGUGUUUAGUUUGGAUUAUUUUUAUCAGUUUUAUGCUAUUUACAAUGCUUUAUUAUGCUUACAUUUGUAUUAUAAUUUCGUCUAAUUAUGGUGUUUGUGGUCUUCAGUGUUCUGAGGGAGACUUUGUUGAAAUUUGUUGGAAUGUGUGGAAAAUCAUUUCAUACUAAAUGUGUUAAGGAUGACGUGGAAGGAAAGAAGAUUUGUUUUUACUGCAACUGGAGGUGUAAAGAGUGUCGUGAUGUCUCGUCAUCCCACAGCAGUGUUAGCUCUCUCACUAGCCCAGCCAUUUAGAAAUAAUUCAUUAUGUGAGUUUUUGAGGAGCUGAAGACUAAAGUCUUUAUGGAGCUGAAAACAUUCAGAGGUGAGUUUACUUAAUUUCCCAGCUUUGUAAAAUUCAUUUCUAAGAAACUGGAUGAGAACAAUAAGAAGGGAAAAUGAAGAGCUUCAUGCUAAGAAUGCAACUCUUACUAGUGACAUUACUUGUUUGGAGGAGAGACUAGUGACAUUACUUCUUUGGAGGAGAGGAUGAGAAGAAUGGAGCAACUCAAGAAAGGAUAACAUCGAGAUCAGUGGUCUUCCCGUUACUCCUCAUGAAGAUGUCAUCAGCCUGGUUAAAGACAUUGGGGCUGCCGUUGGAGUGGACAUCAGUGAGGGUAAUGUUUCAGCUGUUCACAGGGUACCGUCUUUCCAGAGGAACAGUACCCCAUCACUUGUGGUGAAAUUUGUGUGAAAAACAACACGUAACAGCAUCCUCAGGAAGUACAGGGAGAAGAAAGGAGGUAUGACAGCAAGGGACGACAAUCAAUCCUUUCCACAACAACGGAUAUACAUAAAUGAACACUUAUCACCGAAUAAUUAGGUGCAGAGUUCUUACGAAAGGUGAUAUUCCACCCAAAGUUUCUGGCUGUUGUGCACUUCUACAUGGAGAUGAUCUCUACACAUUUGGAGGGUAUCAGCACAAAUCAGAAACUGGCACUACCAAUCAUUUGUACCGGUUGAACCUUAAAACAUUGGAAUGGAAGCGACUGUUCCCCAUGGGUGACUGGCCAGUUUGCUGUGACAAAAUGGCUGGAUGGGUCUAUCAAGACAAGUUAUAUUUCUUUGGUGGUUUUGGACCUGUGGGCCGGUGCCGAAAUGAGUUCCAGAUAGUAUUGGAACCAACAUCGGAACUGUCACCUUGGCCUACUGGUUGGAAUAAUCAGCUGGCUGUCUACAACAUUGAACUGGAUUGCUGGGAGUGGCCACGAUGUCGAGGAAGUAUUCCCGCACCACGAGCCGCUCAUGCCGCAGCUAUUUCGGAAAAUAGGGUUUAUGUGUUUGGUGGACGCCUUAGACUGAUUCGUAAUAACGAACUUCACUGCCUUGAUUUAGACACUAUGACAUGGAGUGGAAAUUUGACUGAUGCUUCCAAGAGUGAGUGUGGUGUGCCUGAGGGUCGUACAUGGCACACUCUCACCUUCAUAUCCCCUGAUAAGGCUGUCUUGUAUGGUGGUCUCAGCCAGUACAAUGCAGUUCUCAAUGACUGUUGGAUCAUGAGUGUCGCAGGGAAAGUGACGUGGUCAGAACAUCAGCUACCAUAUGAUCAUGGAGAGCCACGCUGUUCCCACGUCGCUUGUUUCUUUCCCCCCCGUCUCUUGGUGCAUUCUGGUCUCACCCAACCAUAUUACAAAUCACGACUUCUUCUUACCGAUCAUGCUUAUGAACUGUUGGUACUGCCGUUUGCACCAAAGUCACUUUUUAGGUUGUGUCUUGAUGUAGUCUGCCAAAACAACCAGUUCCUAAAAAGUGAAUAUCCAACACUGCCAGUCAAUCUGCAGUCCAUCAUAUCUGCUCGACUGAACAACCCGUCCUAGUCUCUUACCUAUUAUAUAAUUUAAUUUUUAUUACAUUUUAGAGUCUAUUGAAGUUUAGUUUUAUUUUACUGUUUAUUAAUCAAAUGGUGAUUUUACAACACUGAAAAUUAAUUGUUUUAUUGGUUUCUAAUCAGUGUUUUUCUAUCAAAGUUAACUUUAUGUAUAGGUAAAAAGUUAGAAAAUGUGUUAAUCUUGUUAUUGAAUAGUUGUUUGAUAAUUAAAAUAAAUCAAGGUUUUAACUAGUUGGUUUCUUUUACAAUUAAUGUGGUUUGUUAGUUAAUAAAACAACUCUUACCUAAACCAUAAAUGUAUUGUUUUGAACUGACGACUUUUCUCUGUGAUUUAUUGUUCUUAUAUAAGUUAGUGCUACAAUUAGUUAGAUAGAUUAAGGUACAUUUGGAGUGUUGUGUGGGUGCAUGCAUGUUUCACUAAAUAAGUAAGGGUGGUUGUUUUCAGUUAACUGUGUUAUUAAGGUGCUGUGUGGUCUGUUUUAGGUGUUACAGUUACAUAAAAUUUAUUAAUAUUCUCAGGCGAUCUCAAGUGAACUUUUUCUGUAAAACAGAAUAGUUUAUGUUUGAUUGUCAACUUACUUAAGGUAUUGAUUUGUUUACAACUAAUUACCAAUUGAUUACGUCAAAUAACUAUGUUAAUACUUAAAGGUAGAAAUAAUCUUGUAAUCCAAUUUUCAAUGUUAACAUUAAAAAAACAACUCUUAAUAACAAGAGAUGCAAGGUAACCUAAUAAGUGAUCUUACAAGGAAUUCUAAAUAAUGUACAGAUCUACUAUAACAUAUAUAUAGUUUAUUGAAUUGUGACAUUCUCUAAAAAAUUAGAAUGUUGUUCCUUAUGUUUACUUAACAAUUCUUUCAGUUUUUGGAACGUGUUAAAUAUUAUUUCGGACCUUCAGUGUUGUGGCUGUACUUUUAGGUUAUCAGAAACAAGAGUUAGUAUACACAUUUUACUCAAUUUAAAUACUUAAAUGUAUAAAGUAAAAUGUUUAACCUUCCUGGUGGACUUUGGGAACUGUUAGAUCUCACUCAGUGGACUGUAUUUGUGGGAUGGCGUAAAUAUGCAGUUUCAAGUUGGCGACGGUAACUUAAUCCUAGGACUCAGAUUUUUUCAUAGUAUUUUUUACUAUUUUUUUAUUUUGUUUACAGUUAAAAGAGCAUGCUAGUCAACUGCCGGCUGCACAUCCGAGGCUCCAUCUUCAACAAGGGAAAAAGUUUAAAAUUGCAUUAUAAAUAGGAACCAGGUCCAAUCCAUAAAUAUUUAUUUCACUUUAAAAGCUUAGAUGUUAGUGUUUUAAUGCUAAUAAAUUUUGUUUAAUACAAUUAUCUGUAUAGUAUUAAUUUUUUCAACAUAAAUUUUGUUAUAGGAAAUCUAUACUGAAUAUAAAUUAUAAACAAGUAAUAUUAACAGAUAAUCGUAUUUAAAAAGUGUCAUUAGCAUUGAGACACUUAAAUCUAAAUUUUUAAAGUGAAAAAUUUAUGGUUUUAAGACUAGUUCCUGUCUAUAAUGCAGUUUUAAACCUUUUCCCAUGUCAAAAAACAGAGCCUCAGAUGCAAACAAGAGUUGACCAGUGUUCCUCAAAUCUGAUCACCUGUACAAUACAGAUCGAGAACUUUAGUGACAAGUGGUGCCUUGAGUGUGUGGCGAUAGGCAGGAGGGGUGGCAAGGUAGCAUUAUGCACUGCGUCCCAAAAUCAUUUUGUAUGAUUCAUCGGCGACAGUCUCCUUUCUCGGAUUUGUAUUGACCAACGUAACUCAUAAUACUUACUAAAAUCAGUCUGUUUUGUGACAGUGCCGAGUGUGGUGGUUGUUUGUGCUUCAUUUUUAUUGAUAAUGUCUGAUGAAUUAAAGUCGAAAGUAAAAUAAUUCGUAGUCAGGCCCACGAAAUCGUGAGGAAAGUUAAAAAAUUUGUUAAGGAUGAGGUAGACCGUCAAAUUGUUAAUAUUUCAUUGUCGAAGGCUCACCAAAGAACUGCUUCAGCAACUGGUGUAUUAGAAUGAGUUGAUUUGAUUCACUGUUCAUUUAAUGAAUCAAGUGAACAGUGAGCUUAAAAAAUUUAAAGUUAGUAAUCAGUGUGAGUUUUUUUUGGUGUCGAGUUUUAUUACAUCAAACAAGACCAACAACAACGUAGAACGGUUACAAUUUUAGAUGACUUUAAAAAAUGUGUAGUGAGAAACCUAGAGUAUUUUCACAUUGAAGAAUAUUGAAUACCGACUUCAAAACCAUUGAGGGAGGCAUUAAGGUCAAAAAUAAACUUCCAGGGCUGUAACUGAUAAUAGUCCAAGCAGGUAGAGAGAGAAAGGGUUCAUGCCUAAUGCUUAUACCUGUUGGAAAGCAAGCAACCACAGUGGAGACUACCAAGACAAUGUAUAUGGGGACAUAUUUAUGAAGUGGCUGAAGGAAGAAGAAUUACCAAUUUGGAACCAAUUCAGUACUGGUAGUCAAUAACAUGCCCUACCACAACAAACAAAUUGAAAAGGCUCCUAGUUCAAAAAGUAGGAAGCAGGAUAUGAAGGCAUGGCUUUCAAAAAACAGAAUACCAUUCAGUGAUGAUAUGUUUUUACCUGAACUGUACAAACUUGUGCAGCUACAUAAACUAAUACAUGUCCAGUACGUCUCGGCUAAAACUGUUCAGCUGGAGGGUCAUGACAUCUUACAACUUCCGCCCUACCACUCAGACCUUAAUUCCCUCAAGUUAAUUUGGGUGGAAUUCAUAGUUUUAUUUAGCUAAGAGGAACAUCCUGUACUGUGUCUCAAGCUAACACUCUCUGGAAAGACAAUAUAUCAAGUAUGCAGAAGAGUGGUUAGUAAAGUGCAAAUACGUAAAGAAAAUCGAAAAGACUAUGCAGCUGCAGAACUCCAGAUUGUCAAUAUUAUAAAAUCUUUUAUUAUAUCAGUUGGACGGAUACAGACAUCAGUGACAAUGACUCAACAGAGGAUGACCAUUUGAGUGGAACUGAAGAACUCCAAUAAAAAAACAAUCUUUGUAAGUCACAUUGUUGUUAUUUAAAAAUUAUAUUUAUUCAAGCCUUUUAAUUAAUACUGCAUAAAACCGCAAUAAUAAUUUAUUUUUAUAUUGAAAACUAAAUAAUUAGAGAGUCCAAUAAUAGGACAUUUCCUUGAUUUUUUUUUUCAAUUGUUGUAGUGUCAUUUAAUGUGUUUUUCGAAAUAACUUAUUUGUCUAUACUAAUCGGCAAAUCGAAAUCGUGAGUUUAAACUGACGAUAAAGAGAUUGUUGUGCCUUCAUCUCAGCAGGUAGCAUGUAAACAUAACUGGCAAAACAGAUAUUGUUAAUUUUUUGAAAGGUUAGUACUGUGGUUCCAUUCGCACAACUAAAUUCCUCCAUCUGUACUGGCUGACAGUUGACCAGCAUGCCUUCUUAAAUCUGACCACCUGUUCAAUACUGCUUCCUAUUGUGAACAUUAUAAACCAACUCUGCACAUCUUUUACUCACUACAUAUACUAGCUGAUAUUUAUAGCGUUAUAGUUCAGAAAAUUUCAAUCAGCGUCUUAUCAAUUAAUUAGUAAAAUAGGUCAUUUAUAACUAUGAAAUAUAAACAUGAUUUAUCUUUAAUUAUAAUCAGACAAAUGUUAGAAAGCGAUCAGGUAAACUAGUAGAAUGAAAUUGACAAGGAUGUUAAGUUAUAGAGAUAAAAAAUUAUUAAUGAAUAGAAUAGGAUAAAUUAACAGCAAAUGUUUGUUAUUGUAAUUCAUUUCUUUAUUAUUUAAUACGUAAGUAUAUCUAGUGUUUGAUUCUAAAAGAUAAUGUUGUUGGUUUUAUUUUAAAUUUGUUGGUGAAUCACCUCAUUUGCAUAUUGAAAAACGAAUGUAAAAAUGAGUUGAGAUUUAUUACAUUGAGUGGUUAUUCUAAUACUUGUAUUAGAUAAGUAUGAAAUGUCCAUAUUGUUUGGUCAUUUAGACAGAUGUAUCAGUAUAUAGUAAUACCGAUCUCAGAUACAUAUUGAGAUCAAGUUGUGGUGCCAAAUCCAUUAAUUACAUCAGCAGUACAAAAUAUUUAGACUAUUAGUUGUGCGUAAAGUACUAUUCAGCUUUAUUGUCAACAAUUUUCUUAUUUUAUGAAUAGAUAUUAUAAGAGUAAAGUUGAAAUUGAACCAAAAAUGUUUACCUGUUUAGUUAGAUCUCAUUUUGUAUUUAAGAUGUUAUUGUACAUAAAUCUUGAGAUAUGAGAAGUGUUGUAUAUUCACCCUAUCUCAGACCAUAUAUAAUUAUUGAUUGAAUUUGUUCCUUCACUUCAAUAAGUGAUAGUCAUUUCUCUCUUUUUAAAGUUCCUUGUUAUAAAACAAAUCAAUUUCUUAUCAGUAGUAUUAUAUUGAUGUUAUUGGUUUAGGUAAAUGUAUGACUGUUGUUAUAAAUAAUUUGUAAUUAUGUUAUUUGAUGUUUUAAAAGUUUUAACUAUUAAAUAAAUAGUGUCACCCAGUGA
Homalodisca vitripennis (glassy-winged sharpshooter) is the source of this 6370-nucleotide messenger RNA. Its product is annotated as kelch domain-containing protein 1-like. The transcript is spliced from 10 exons. Lineage: Eukaryota; Metazoa; Arthropoda; Insecta; Hemiptera; Cicadellidae. The record is from RefSeq and is a predicted model, not a curated record. Gene Ontology annotation, molecular function: protein binding. The coding region runs from base 903 to 1922 and encodes 339 amino acids.